Archocentrus centrarchus (flier cichlid) is the source of this 817-nucleotide messenger RNA. RefSeq names its product proteasome 20S subunit beta 6 (gene psmb6). Gene Ontology annotation, molecular function: threonine-type endopeptidase activity. NCBI's taxonomy places the organism in Eukaryota, Metazoa, Chordata, Actinopteri, Cichliformes, Cichlidae. The transcript has 7 exons. Gene Ontology annotation, cellular component: proteasome core complex; cytoplasm. The record is from RefSeq and is a predicted model, not a curated record. Bases 53 to 754 code for a protein of 233 amino acids.
CCGGGCGGUAUGCGCGGACAACCCUCCUCAGUCAGUUAUUCACAGAGAGAAGAUGGCGGCGCCGUCUGUAAUGAUGCCGUAUUUCAGCCAGCAAGUUUCUUCCAAAAGCGACAUGGUCCCGGACUGGACCCGCCAGGAAGUCAGCACCGGGACGACCAUCAUGGCGGUGGAGUAUGACGGCGGGGUGGUGAUCGGCGCCGACUCUCGCACCACCACAGGAGCCUACAUCGCCAACAGAGUCACAGACAAACUGACUCGGAUCCAUGACCGGAUCUACUGCUGCAGGUCUGGAUCAGCCGCUGACACUCAGGCCAUCGCUGAGGUCGUCGCCUACCAGCUGGGCUUCCACAGCAUCGAGCUGGACGAGCCCCCAUUGGUGGAGACGGCCGCCAACCUGUUCCGGGCGAGCUGCUACCGUUACAGAGAGGAGCUGACUGCUGGGAUCCUGGUGGCAGGCUGGGACAGGAGGAAGGGCGGACAGGUGUACAGCGUUCCUAUUGGUGGAAUGUUGGUGAGGCAGCCGGUGUCGGUGGGCGGCAGCGGCAGCACCUACAUCUACGGCUUCAUGGACUCCAACUACAAACCAGGACUGAACAAAGACCAGUGCAUGGAGCUCACCGCCACAGCUCUGACUCUGGCGAUGGAGCGGGACGGCUCCAGCGGGGGCGUGGUCAGACUGGCCAGCAUCUCAGAGGAGGGGGUGGAGCGACGCGUCAUCCUGGGAAACCAGCUGCCCAAGUUCUCCACACACUGAGCACGCUCAGUUGUUCUGCUCACGUGUCUGUUAUAUUAAUAAAGUUUUGAAUUUGUCUCUUCA